This is a messenger RNA of Linepithema humile (Argentine ant), 3015 nucleotides long. Lineage: Eukaryota; Metazoa; Arthropoda; Insecta; Hymenoptera; Formicidae. The record is from RefSeq and is a predicted model, not a curated record.
UCCUUUGCGAAUCGUAGUUGACCUUUACUUUGAUUACAUUCUCGUAGAGUGUUUGACGGGAAAUCAAUUAAAAGUCCAGUCAAAUGUAUAGCAGGACGAAACACGUACGACUUAUCUAUUUCGAGAGUGAUCACUUAAUAUUCUAAGGUCAGUCUCUAUUAAUUCAAGUAUGACGUUUAUUUAACGCAACACUAACGUCUAACAACACGAAACUCUAAACCCUCGAGCAAACUGAUUUCCCUUCUCAAAAUAAUAGCGGCCCUUUCGCGGCGGCCUCUCGAUUUCUACGCCGGGCAUUCCAGGUCGCUUCUCAAUUCCGUCUUUUCUCUCGGACAAAAGCACCCCCGAAGCCACAUCCAGCUGCACCCUGCGCAAGCAGCACCACCCCCGAUGUGUAACUGACGUUUUUGACGCGUCAAGUGGUUCCAUCGCGCUUCCAUCUCGAGGGUCGCCGCGCCGCUCGUCGGCUACUGUUUUACAUAAACAUUGCCGGGAGGGUGGGCGGAUCGGCGGAGCUGCGGACCGCGUCGCGGGGGCCGCAAAUGUCGCGGAGAUUUCUCUCUAAGUGAUCUCAAGUGUUUUCGCAGUUGAUUCGCGCGUCGCAUCGGCGCGUUAGCUCCCCGGUCCGGAGCUUUUUAAGCUCCGUUUAACCCUGGCCUCGGGACCCGGCUAACUUCGGUAUUUAGUUAGUCAACCCUGCCCGCAAGGCGUCAUGGGAAACGACAAGUGGCCCAGUCUCGCCCCAGUAUCGCAGUUGCGCGUGUAUUCGGACAUACGUGAUGCUAAUACGCAUGUGCGUGUGUAUGCGUGUUGUGGCUGUAUAUGAUUUGUCGCUGCAUCGAGCGGUCUAUAUGCCUUUCAUGUGAUAAUCCUUGUGUAUUUAAUCGCAGAAUGUCGAUGAAGCCGACUCGGUGCUUGACGCAAAAAGUAAAUGUAUCCCUCGUGGACUAGUAAUUUGCUUUGAGCGGGAGAGCGGGAUGUGGAAAGAGCACUCGACGCGACGAACUUUCAAUGAGUGUUUGUUUAACAAUUUAGACUUGCCGUAACUCUGAUUUCUGCCGUUUCUCGGUAGCCACCGACUCGUAAUUUUAAAUUUACGUUUGAAUAUACGGUUCGGCUAUCGGCACUAAACCGUGACGAAAGUACCUGCGCAGCGUAAAGCUAGAUUUAAUACGUUAUUAUCUCUCGCGGGCUCUUGUCGAGUUUAGGCCGCAAAACAGCACAUUUAAUGACCGCGAUGUAGUGGUGCUGACGUCUGAAAUUCGAGCCCGUAAAAUUAUAAAGCACGUCGUUCGGGGCGAAAGUGCUGCGCGGCAAGUAACAUCUCGGUGAAUGAAUUACGAGUUGCGUUAUAAAAGUCAGAAAAUAUCGCGGAAUUUUUCUUAUAUUUAAUUGAAAAUCACACGAAAUUCCGUUCUUCGGUCAGUGCACUGUUUCUGUUAUAAUAAUGAUUGUACCUACGAUGAGAUCGUGAACUUUCUCUCUAUGCGCUUUGCGUCGCCUAUCACUUAUCGAAAUUACGUUACCUUAUCGCGGGAAUUAUCGCCAGUGCCACUCGUUUCGUAACCUCUGCAAUCGCAGAGGUCGAUAAUGCAACGAUCGCUGUAUAUGAAGUCACCUGCUUCAACACGCUCUUUCACGCCUUAAUUAUGUUUAUGAAAGAGAUUACAUUAUCGCGAUCCGUUAGGCGGCAUUAUACGAAUCCUCACGGGGGAGAUAAUGUUCCGAUAACGAUUUUUAGGGCUUCGAUAGAACGCACGAAAUAUCGCAAUUUGAGAAAUUCCUAAACGCAAAUAACACGCUAUCCAAAUUAGAGAUUAUAAUAUAUUUGAAAUACUAUAAUUUGUUUAACAAAGUUUUUGAAAAAAUCUGUUUCGCGCUUUAUUAGAGAACGACGAAUCGAAAGUGAUUUACACGCCAAUAUUCGCCGAUAAAGCCCGAUGUUUUGAUAAAAAUUAUUUUACUUCGUGUGAAGUUCAGCACGUUAUUUCGCGACAUUCUGCUAUUUAUGACUAACUUAUGGCGUGAUGGAUGUGAAUGAGACACGUUCACGCACGAUGUCAUAAAAUCGCCUGGAAAUUUCCGUUCCACCUAAUCACAGAAAUACGUCGUUUGACUUUCACUCGAUCUUGCCAAUGUGUUUGAGUUUCUUUGAUUUUCGUAUCUUUUUACUUUGCUAAUGGAUUGCGCUCUUGAAGAUGUUCGCACAAAGGCCGUAUUAUUUCUCUCAGCUAUCGAGAUCCUAUCCGAUUUUGAAACUUGUUGACAUUUACGACCGUCAGUCAUUUAUACGAGCGUAUGUUUUGGAUAAUGUCUACAUUUGUAUUUUAAUGUAUAUCCUGUUCUACGUGACGUUAUGGUAUGCCAGUAAUAUAAUAAAAAGGAUUGAAAAGUCGAAUCGAGAAAUGUUAACGACAGUUGCAGAGAACAAAACUAAAUUAGACAGAUUGGUAUUGCUGAAAAACAAAAAGACGCAGUUUGAAGAAGUGAUCGUAAAGACGGCGGAUGCGCAAAAAAUUACUACAAAGCAAUUAGAAGAUGAAAUGUAUAAACUCAGUACGGAAUUGAUUACUACGUCCAGUAAAAUCUCCAAGUUGGAAAAAGUCGUUGAAAAAAUGGUUUUUAGUACGAACAACCAGACAAAUUUAUAUAUUCAACCGACGUCAUCGCAGCCAGCGAAGGUGAACAUUCAAAACGACUCGAAGGAGUCACGAAGUCGCUCGAGAAAUAUUCUCGAACCGUCAUUCCCACCGAUUAUGCCACCGGAACCUCCGCCUCGGAAGUACGGGAUCUUUGUCAGUCGACCGCCUGGGCAACGGAGAGCAGUGUCUGCAGAUGCGCCUGCAGCUCCGCCGCCAAAAGUCAGAUUCAAAUAAUAGUGCUUCGGCAGAAGCUUCCUCGGAAUCUGUUAUUAAACAUCGUAAGAAUUAAUUACACCGUAAUAGUAUCUAAUGCUUGGGUCUUCAAGAAAAUUGUUCGAAAAUUAACUUCUCGCGUGUAGAAAGUUAUGAAAGC